UUGUGGGCGAUAAACAAAUAGCACAACAAACUUGUAAAAGAGCGACUAAAAAUCAAUUGCAAGAAAUAACACAAGAAUGCAAGCUGAGGAAGCUCGCCUGUCGCAAAUAAUUAAACGUUUGAAUCGGUUAAACAAAUAAGCAAUUUCACCAGCUUAUCAGAAGCAAAAGGUGGCAAAACUUUGGAUUCGCAGCGAGUUUGGUGUGCACUUCGCGUUGGCAGUGAUUUUUGCAAGUGCGAAAGCAAAAAACCAAGAGCAAAAGAGCGAAUGAAAAGAUAAAUGCUGACGGCUACCGGCUGCUCUGGCAUAUUAAAUCCACUGUCUCUUGGUAUUUUUUUUAUUGUUGAGUUGCUAAAUUACAAAUUUGAAGCCAACAUAUUGCUGCUCUGGAGGCAAACAAAAUAGCAACAACAACGAGAGCAGCAAUAGCAGCGCACGCAGGGACUACGACGACGUCGACGAAAUGGCGUUAAAAAAAGUGAAGGGAAAUUUCGAACGAAUGUUUGAUAAAAACUUGACAGACCUUGUGCGCGGAAUACGAAAUAAUAAGGAUAAUGAGGCUAAGUACAUAGCUCAAUGCAUUGAAGAGAUCAAACAGGAAUUGCGUCAGGACAAUAUCAACGUCAAGUGCAAUGCAGUGGCCAAGUUAACCUAUAUACAAAUGCUCGGCUAUGACAUUUCGUGGGCAGGCUUCAACAUAAUUGAGGUGAUGAGCUCUUCGCGCUUCACAUGUAAGCGAAUCGGUUACCUGGCGGCUAGUCAAUGCUUUCAUCCGGACAGCGAACUGCUGAUGCUUACCACGAAUAUGAUACGCAAGGACCUUAAUUCACAGAAUCAAUACGAUGCGGGCGUAGCUUUAAGCGGGCUCAGCUGUUUCAUAUCGCCAGACUUAUCGCGAGAUCUGGCCAAUGAUAUCAUGACACUGAUGAGCUCGACGAAACCGUAUCUGCGCAUGAAGGCUGUGCUAAUGAUGUAUAAGGUAUUUUUGCGCUAUCCUGAAGCAUUGCGGCCCGCGUUUCCCAAGCUGAAAGAGAAACUCGAGGAUCCAGAUCCAGGUGUACAAUCGGCUGCUGUCAAUGUCAUUUGUGAGCUGGCGCGCAAGAAUCCAAAGAACUAUCUGCCCUUGGCGCCGGUGUUCUUCAAACUAAUGACCACGUCGACCAACAAUUGGAUGUUGAUUAAAAUUAUUAAGCUGUUCGCGAGCCUCACAUCAAUUGAACCGGCGCUGGGACGCAAAUUGACUCAGCCCCUAAUUGAAAUUAUUUCCAGCACCUCGGCAAUGAGCCUCCUCUACGAGUGCAUCAAUACAGUCAUCGCCGUCCUCAUCAGCAUCAGCAGCGGCAUGCCCAACCACAGCGCCUCCAUCCAGCUGUGCGUGCAGAAGCUGCGCAUCCUGAUUGUCGACUCAGAUCAGAAUCUCAAAUAUCUAGGCUUGCUGGCCAUGUCGAAGAUACUGAAAACGCACCCGAAGAGCGUGCAGACGCACAAGGAUCUAAUAUUGGCUUGCUUAGACGACAAGGACGAGUCUAUACGACUGCGCGCCUUGGACCUGCUGUAUGGCAUGGUGUCGAAAAAGAAUCUCAUGGAGAUUGUGAAGCGAUUGUUGGGCCACAUGGAGCGCGCCGAAGGCUCAGCUUAUCGGGACGAGCUGCUCUACAAAGUGAUCGAGAUAUGUGCACAAAGUUCCUACCUGUACGUGACAAAUUUCGAGUGGUAUAUGACCGUGCUCGUUGAGCUCAUCCAACUAGAGGCCGGCUCCAAGCAUGGCCGUCUAAUAGCCGAGCAGCUGUUGGACGUCGCUAUUCGUGUGCCCGUGGUGCGUCAGUUCGCCGUUAAUGAGAUGACCAAUCUGCUGGACACAUUUGCUGUUUCGACCCAAAGCAACUCCAUGUACGAGGUGCUCUAUGCCGCCGCCUGGAUUGUCGGCGAGUUCUCUGGCGAAUUAGCCGACACCGAGAGGACUCUCAACAUUCUACUACGACCACGUAAGCUGCCGGGCCACAUUCAGGGGGUAUACGUGCAGAAUGUGAUCAAGCUGUUCGCCCGGCUUGCCACCACUUGCCUCGAGCUACAGGAUAUGCCCGGCAUAGUACGGCUGUGCGAUCAUGUGCUGGAAAAGCUGCAACACUUCAAUGGGUCCAACGAUAUUGAGGUACAGGAGCGCGCCAACUCUGCCUGCAUGCUAAUCGAGAUGCUGCGCAAGCAGUUGACUCAGCCAGAGGAAGCGUCCACGGGGUCGAUACCGCCAAUGGCCAUUGAGAUUGUCCAGGAGAUGGCGCUGCUGUUCGCUGGCGAACUAAUACCUGUGGCGCCCAAGGCACAGCGCAAGGUGCCGCUGCCGGAUGGACUCGACCUGGACGAGUGGAUCAAUGCGCCACCCCCUGACGACGCAAGCAGCACAUCUUCUGAGCAUGACAAGGAUGAGCUAUUCGUCAGUGCCGUUCACGAUGGCAACGAUGCCACUGGUGGAGGCGGUGGCGGCAACGGCAGUCACUCGGGCGUCAAACGACGCAAGAGUCUGGAGCUAACGCCAGAGCAACUGGAGCGCCAACGCAUGGCGCGUCUCAUCGAGCAGUCGAACAAUCCGCAUUACCUGAAGUCAACGCCGAAUUCGGCGUCUGCGGCCAUUGGCAACAGCAGCAAUAACUCGAAUGCCGACCAGUACGACAACAUCGAUGACAUACCCAUAACCGAGCUCCCACUGGACAUUGAGGGCGUGGCUGCGCUACGUGUGGGCAUCACAAAGCGUUCGGACAAGUAUCUGAAGGAGCAACAGGAAGCGGCGGCGCACAGCAAAGAUGCCAAAAAGAAGCAUAAAAAAAGCAAGAAGAGCAAAAAAUCAAAAAACAAAGUUGCCUACAAUAGCAGCUCCGAGUCGGAUGCGGAACCCAAGAUAGUGCACAUUGUGAACACGACGUUGGACAUGCCCGAGGGCGUAACGUUGUCCGACAGCGAGGACAAGGAUGGAAAAUACGAUCCAAAUGAUCCGCAUCGUGCACUCGAUAUCGAGCUAGACAUGGCCGCCUUUGAAGCACCUGCAAGGUCAUCGAAGACUGCGUCGGCGAGCGGCAAGGAAAGUGUGAACGCUCAAAUCGGGUCAGCCGCUUCCGAAUCCAUGGUUCCCGAGACGGGGGCAAUGCUUAGCAAAAAGGGUAAAAAGUCUAAGGAAAAGACGCGAGGCGAGCACAAAACGUGCAAGGCUCAGGCGCAAUCGCAGCCGGACUCUGUGCCCGACUUGAUUGACACGGGGAGCAGUCCCUGUCGAACAGCAACAGAUAAUGGCAACAACAACAACAAUAACAACACUGCCCCAUCACAUGUUGAACACAGCCAGCAUCUGAAGAAGAAGAAGCGCGAGAAGAGGGCGCACAAAUCAAGCAAGCUAACGAACGACGAAGCGACCGCAAACACGUUAGGCUCGACGACUAUCAUUGAUGUGGGAGAGACGUCCGCUGCGCACCCAGAGGGUGACGUGUCUGCAGCUGUUGAUGCCAAGGCGCAUAAAAAAAAGCAUAAGAAGGACAAGUCCCAACACAAGGAAAAACGGACACACAAGUCACCCGCAUCGGAGUACGAGCAGCCGAUGGGCAUAUCGACGCCCAGCAAGGAGAUUUUCUAGAUAGUAGCUAGCCAGAGACAUGCAUAAAUCAAUCCCCAUUCACCAAUUCCAAUAUGCAAUAUGCAUUAGUUAAGAAUUUUUAAAUUAAGUUUAAUUAAAGGCCUACUCCUAAUCCUA
Molecule: messenger RNA, 3736 nt
Organism: Drosophila arizonae
Lineage: Eukaryota; Metazoa; Arthropoda; Insecta; Diptera; Drosophilidae
Gene: g
Product: adaptor-related protein complex 3, delta 1 subunit-like garnet
Biological process (GO): neurotransmitter receptor transport, postsynaptic endosome to lysosome; anterograde synaptic vesicle transport; synaptic vesicle budding from endosome
Cellular component (GO): endosome membrane; AP-3 adaptor complex; membrane coat
Source: RefSeq, a predicted model, not a curated record